CUUGUCUCAGAUACACUUACUUUAGAUGUGUUCAAAGUUAGAAAUUAGUUGAGCAUCCCUAUUUUUUGCAUAUGCAAAUUUGCUGAAUGUCAAGAAUGAGGGAGAUAAGAAAAAAAUUCCUGGUUGGUGAAGUAUAUUACAACAGAAAUCGUUGCACAACUGUUAAAAAAAUGCAAAUGAAAAUAGGAAAAUUGUCGCACUGUCGUUCAAAAUGGCUCCCCCGGUACCGAAGGCUAGAGAUAAGUUUUGGCAGCUGACCUUAUCCUUGUCACCUGGACUGAGGUGUUGCCAGCUCAUCGGAC
This is a messenger RNA of Acanthoscelides obtectus, 302 nucleotides long. The record is from the annotation of a GenBank genome assembly. Lineage: Eukaryota; Metazoa; Arthropoda; Insecta; Coleoptera; Chrysomelidae.